CGCCACGUGCGUACGCGGGCAAAGAUUUCCGUCCCCGAUCGGACACCGAUCGACACCGAGGCCCAGACAGCGAAUUGCGAGUUUGAAAACAAAUCGUUAAUCGCACAACGAACAGUAACUGUGUCACCGAGCGACAGUAAACACCCUUUGGGGCCGCUGCGCGCACUGUUGUGUUGGUGAAUGCACACCCCGUUGGCCUUGGGAGCACGUUACGUUCGCGGUGCUCGCACGUAGCCCCACACCUGGUUUGCAGAUGCUUUGUACGAUCGAUUCAAGGAAGGCAAAAGACCCCGAGCAGCGCACGUGCCAAUGACGCGGUGGACACGACACAUAACGAACCCGGAGGAGCAUUAAACGCCAUCGUCUUGUAUCUUGGCGCAGAAUUCUGGAGGAGCCCCACCAAGAGUCGGCCGGGCCGGGCCGGGCUUUGGUAUCGAAACCUGUGAUGAUAAGCCGAUAAGAUAACGAAAAAUUCAAGGAAAGAUGCGAUGUGAGGUGCAAUUCUAGGUGCGCAACGUAAAGCGAACCCCCUUGGCCACGAUGUAUUCGAAGCCUGUUAUCUGCGGGAAACGAACGUUGCUCAAGCGCGCGCUCUCCAGCCGCGGCCGAUAUGAGGUGACACUAUUCCCGACGGAGCUUGCUAGCCAUUCGACAGUUGUUAGUGCCACAGGCCCGGCGUGGCCAGAACCCGCCUUGAACUUGCGCGCAAAGAAAGGUUCGGAUUGCAGGCAGACAAACGAAAAGAAAAGUGAUCGCCUUCGAAAGUGAAAGUAUAAAGAUCUACUGGCGAUCGUAAGACGAAUCCCACGUUUAAAACUCUCGUAAUUUUAUCGUGUGUUACUUGCUGACCCCAGGCGAAAGUGUUACAAAACAGUUGGAAUAUGUCUGGCGUUCGACCCAAACGGUGGGUCUACUUCGCACUGGUGCUGGUGGCGCUGCAUUCCCGGAGCAUUUCGGCUGGCGAGGAAACAAAUGAGCCCCAAGCAACGACCGAGGCCGCGGCUAACGCCACAACGCCGGCCUGGAUGCCGUACUUAGAGGUACAAGAGGGCAGCAGCAACAGUUCGGUGCUGUGCAAGAACUGCACGUGUAACGCCAGCAACGCCACCUUCGACUGCACAAACGUGAAGCUGGAGUCGACCACGAGCUUUCCGCCGGAAGCGUGGUUGUCGCUGAACGCCAGCGGUUUUGUGCCCAAAACGAUACUGCUCAAAGCGACCGGCCUGCGCCAAGUGGUGCGCUUCCCGCCCAUGAACGUCACGCUGCUCGAUCUGAGCUACAACGAGAUCCAGAACAUCGAGGCCCAAUGUUUCAUUGAUCUGGCGCAGCUGGAGGUGUUGGAUCUGUCGCACAACCUGCUCACGACCGACUCACUGGUACCGGAAAUUUUCGAUGGUCACUUCUCACCUUCCGCGUACGAACCGAUGGAACAUUUGCGGGUACUCCGCCUAGGAGCGAACAAGCUUCACUCGCUGAAUUCGGACCUGUUUGAGCACCUGCCAGCGCUGGAAGUGCUUAGCCUGGAGCUGAAUCAGUUCAAGGUGAUCGAUUCCCAGACGGACACGGCCAUCAGCGGCAUUUCCACGCUCGUGAGUCUCGAUCUGAGCUACAUGGAGCUGGAGGAGAUCCCAAAGUUCCUGCUGCAUACGCCACGCGGUUUGCGGUACCUGAACCUCACCGGAAACCUGCUGAAGGAGGUGCCACCGGCGCUCACCUACGCCGUUGGACUGAACUGGCUCAGUCUGGACGAGAAUCCGAUCGAAACGAUCGUGGCCGGAAACGAGUUCCCGGUGAUGAAAAAUCUAACGUAUCUCGGCUUGUCGUACAUGCCGGCGCUGAAGGUGAUCGGUCGGGGAGCGUUCCGGGGGUUGGAAUCGCUCCAGGAGCUGUACCUGGCCAACAACCCACACCUGGGCUAUCUGCACGCGGAAGCUUUCUCGCGCAACGACACCGACAAUCCGGAGCGUCUCAUCUGGCCCCCGGUUCGGCGGCUGUAUCUGCACAACAACGACCUAAAGUACCUCGACGCGCAACUGCUGGUCCAGUGGGACGCGAUGGAGGUGAUCGAUAUCCGCGUUAAUCCAUGGGCCUGCGAUUGCGCCAAUCGGUGGGUCGUGUCUACGCUGCUGCCAAUCGUCGAGCGCAUCACCCCGACUAUCCUAAACAACAUCGUCUGUAGCAGUCCCCCGCAAAUGGCCGGCGCAUCGAUGAUCGAUCUGGAGCACCAUCACACGAAACUGCGCUGCCUCGACACGGCCGGCAACAACCCGUCGAACGAUGGAGCCCUGCUGGUGGGCCUUUUGAUCGGCGUCCUGGCGGCCGCCCCACUCACCGCGGGCCUCUGGUGCAUCUACAAACGGGGUUGCUUCGGCCUAUUCCGGGACAAGGGUCCGGCCGGUUACUCGCGUGCCUUCUACAGCCGCACGACGCUCAAUGAAGAGUUCUGAAAGCCGCCCUAACCCACCCAUCACGAGAGAGCAAACCAAAUAGCCGCACACCCCAGUGGCCACACACCGUCUACUUAAGCGGAUCUCCUCUUUCCGGUUGAAAGAGGUCAUGCGUCUGUGUGUAAUGCCUUUAAAGCACUUUAGUGAACCGAAUAAAGAGAGCGAUUGGCGUUCGCAAUACUUUUAACAAAAUAUUCUUUUAGUAUCACGCUUCAUUCACCGCGUUGGCAGAAGCUCCAUUCCGAUGUCCUUGAGCAAUUUCAAGCUGCGCACCAGACGUACCAAAAAUGUCCUUAUAAUUAAUAGUCAUCUGAGUUGUGAUAGACGCAUUUCGAACGCAUCGAAUCGAUGGUGGCUGCCCAGGUAACCGGCCGAAGCGCACCGUGACGGUGGCGAUAGCCUUUGGGGCGCUAGAGAAAACUAAAAGAAAGAAGACUACGAAAAUGUUACAAAUAAA
This is a messenger RNA of Anopheles cruzii, 2904 nucleotides long. Its product is annotated as leucine-rich repeat neuronal protein 2-like. Gene Ontology annotation, molecular function: protein binding. Lineage: Eukaryota; Metazoa; Arthropoda; Insecta; Diptera; Culicidae. Gene Ontology annotation, cellular component: extracellular matrix. The coding region runs from base 882 to 2447 and encodes 521 amino acids. The transcript is spliced from 4 exons. The record is from RefSeq and is a predicted model, not a curated record.